AUGCUGAUGGAAUCCUAUAGUACUCGCAUGUUUGGAGGCUUUGCAGCAUCAUUGCUCUUUGUCCCUGCCUCCAUUAUGCUAAUUUUGCCCACUGCCAUGAAGUUUUUCGGCGUUACGGCAAUUAAAGCGGCAGCAGCCAGUGCAACCAUAGCCACCUUAGUGGCUCUGGGCAUAACUCUCAGCUAUACAUUUCUAGCUUACAAUGAUAUAGACAAAUCAGGGAAAAAUGAGUAG
Molecule: messenger RNA, 234 nt
Organism: Babesia microti strain RI
Lineage: Eukaryota; Apicomplexa; Aconoidasida; Piroplasmida; Babesiidae
Exons: 1
Coding region: 1-234 (77 amino acids)
Source: RefSeq, a predicted model, not a curated record